AUGACCAUCGGACCUAUAUUUGGUCUUUUUUUCCAGAUCUUAAUUGGUGCUAUUUCAGAUCACUCAAGUUUCAGUUACGGCCGACGACGUCCUUUUAUGAUUGCUGGCCUUGUUGUGUUUGUGAUUGGAGGUGUUGUUAUAUCAUGCUCUGGUAUCUACCCAUUACUUUCGAUCAACAGCUUUGAGGCGAACAACACACUUCAGAUUGUUUCGGACAUCUUUUUUGUGAUCGGGAACAUCCUCUGGACCAUUGGCAUCAACGCGAUACAAUUGUCUUACCGAGCAUUUAUAUUGGACUGCUUUGAUAGUGUAGACCAAGUCAGAGCAAAUUUGAUUGGAGCGUUUAUGGGGGGUAUAGGGCAGACCUUUUAUUUUGCGGUGACUAUUAUAGUGUAUGUUUCAAUUCAACCAGAAGUACAUUCAACAAAUGAACAACGUGGCAUGACUAUUGCUCGAUUAGUUGGUGGGUACGUUCUCUAUGUGUUUUCACUUGUUUUACUGCCAAUCAGCGUUUGUGU
Molecule: messenger RNA, 518 nt
Organism: Entamoeba invadens IP1
Lineage: Eukaryota; Evosea; Mastigamoebida; Endamoebidae
Product: sucrose transporter, putative
Exons: 1
Cellular component (GO): membrane
Molecular function (GO): sucrose:proton symporter activity
Source: RefSeq, a predicted model, not a curated record